Molecule: messenger RNA, 1225 nt
Organism: Trichoplusia ni (cabbage looper)
Lineage: Eukaryota; Metazoa; Arthropoda; Insecta; Lepidoptera; Noctuidae
Exons: 7
Coding region: 16-1092 (358 amino acids)
Cellular component (GO): chitin-based extracellular matrix
Molecular function (GO): structural constituent of chitin-based larval cuticle
Source: RefSeq, a predicted model, not a curated record
CAAAUAAACAUAAACAUGAAAACCAUUGUCUUUUUCGGUUUGUUGGCUGUUGCCGCCGCCGCUCCUCAGGCCCCCACUGAACCCAUCCCUAUCUUGAAGCAGGAGAGUGAGAUCAACCCUGAUGGCUCCUACUCAUUCUCAUACGAAACCGGCAACGGUAUUUCUGCUAGCGAGAACGGUGCCCUGAAGGACGUCGGUGCGGAGGAGCCUGCCCUGCAGGUGGAGGGCCAGUUCCAGUACCCCGGUGACGACGGCAGCAACAUCGCGCUGACCUACAUCGCCAACGAGAACGGCUUCCAGCCCUCGGGCGCCCACCUGCCCACCCCUCCCCCCGUGCCGGAGGCUAUCCAGCGCGCGCUCGCAUACCUCGCCACCGCCCCUCCCCAGCCUGAAAACCAAUAUAAAAGGACAAAAUUUUUAUGGGAUGGUACCUGUUUGUUUCUGACAUUCGUACAGACACAGAUCUCAGUAAAGAUGAAAUUCUUGGUUCUUGCUCUGUGCGUAUGCGCUGCUAGCGCUGCCUCCUAUGGCGCCUACAAGCCCUUCAGCGGCUUCACAUCUGGAGCUUCCAGGGCUAGCGCGGCUGUUUACCAGCCCGCCCAACAGGUCGCUGCCGCUGCCUACCAGCCCGCCCAACAGGUCGCCGCCGCCGCCUACCAGCCCGCCCAACAGGUCGCCGCCGCCGUGGUAGCCGCCCCCAAGGUCGCCGCCGAGGUCGUCUACCAGCCCGCCGUUGUCGCCGCCAAGGCUGUGAACUACGCCGCCAAGGAAUCCGAAGCCGCCAUCCUCCGCUCCGACUCCGAAGUCAGCGCUGAAGGCUACAACUACGCUUACGAGACCGCCAACAAGAUCACCGGCCAGGCUUCCGGUGCUCUGAAGAAGGUCGGCGAAGAUGUUGUCCUGGUCUCCCAGGGUAGCUACAGCUACGUCAACCCCGAGGGCAAGACCGUGACUGUCAACUACGUCGCUGACGAGAACGGUUACCAGCCCGAGAGCGACGUCCUCCCCGUUGGACCCGCCAUCCCCGAAGCCAUCGCUCGCUCCCUCGCCUACAUCGCUCAACAGACCGCCAACACCGCCCAGAAAUACUAAGUUUCCAACAAAUAGCCUGAAGAAGUCAAGUCUUGCUGGGGAUCCUGUGGACUCUCACUGACUGAAGACUGUUAUGGGUGUUCAUUUAAAUUGCAGCAGAUGAUUUUUAAAUAAAUAAAGAACUGUGCCAUAA